This is a messenger RNA of Oncorhynchus keta (chum salmon), 13340 nucleotides long. RefSeq names its product SLAIN motif-containing protein 1-like. Gene Ontology annotation, biological process: microtubule nucleation; cytoplasmic microtubule organization; positive regulation of microtubule polymerization. The transcript is spliced from 9 exons. Bases 377 to 2230 code for a protein of 617 amino acids. The record is from RefSeq and is a predicted model, not a curated record. NCBI's taxonomy places the organism in Eukaryota, Metazoa, Chordata, Actinopteri, Salmoniformes, Salmonidae. Gene Ontology annotation, cellular component: microtubule plus-end.
CUAGCACAGCUGAUUCAAAUAAUCAAAACUUGAUGAUGAGUUGGUUAUUUGAAUCGGGGGGUGAUGAUGCCCAAGUUCGGAUGACCAUUCAAAACGAUUUUCCCAAUCAGAGCUCGUGUUUUUCCCGAGUUCCCAGUUAUCUUGAACACACUGAAGUCGGAGGUCAGAGAUUUCUGAGUUCCCAGUCAUCUUGAACGCGGCAUAAAUACAUAAUUUGGGUUGAAUCUGCACACAGCAUCACUACGAAGCACGUCUCAAUUGUCUACUUACAAAGAACGACCGACCGAUCAUUACGGUUACCGACCGUAGUGCGUGUUGAUUUUGUCUUUCUAAAUGCGUGUUUUAACCAAUGGAAUCGGAAGUGUUGAACCCCUAAAUGAUGGCGGACGUUAAUGGCAACAAUACAUUUCAAAACGCGGAGCUCGAAGUGAUAAAGCUUCAGGAGCUGGUCCGAAAAUUGGAGAAACAAAACGAACAGCUCAGGACAAGAGCUAAUUCAGUAAACAAUUGCAACAAUGGCCCACAUAUAUUUCCAACCUCAUCGGCCUGUCUGCACGGGAGUACAGCCUGCUCUGCUUCUAGUCUGGUUUUCUCUGCAAAUUAUUCAAAUCCAGCACUAUCGCAUCCUUGUGCUCUUGGACCAUACACUUCGUCCGAGGAGCCAUUCUCCAAUUUCAAACAAAACUCGGUAUUUGAUACUGAUGUGGAGGACGCCACUGUUCUGGACGAGGUCGAUAUUCUAGACCUGGAUACCGUACUCCCGGUUGGAGAGUCUGAUCAUAGCUGGCUAUAUGUGUGUCCUAAGGCCAGGCUACGGGGCGAGUGUUUCCUUAGUCCCCUCCAGUGGAGCAGGCAGGUGCUGGACCACCCAGGCCCUGAAGUGGAGAUGGCCAAGAGGUCCCUGUGCCACAGACUGGAGCAAGGCAAGUGGAGGAGAAGCAUCAGCAACUCGGGUCUGGUGUCCUCUGUCCGUCCUUACAGCUCCAUCACAGAUUGGAUCUCUCCCCUUAGCUGCCCCAUCCUGCCUUACACUAAACCUGCUGUGCUAACCACAGAGUCCACAGCUCCUUUCUCUGCAUCCUGCCAUCCCUUGCUCCAGCAGCAGACUCUCCCAGGGAGGGGCUCCUGCAGCCUUAACUCGGUUUACCACAUUGCAGGUGUGAGUCGGCAGCAUGCUGCGGUCAGCCCCCAGUCUUCCAUGGAUAGUGAGGUAGGCACUUCAGAGCUGGAGGAUGACACUAUAUCUAUGGGCUAUAAACUACAGGACAUGACAGACGUACAGGUCAUGGCUCGACUGCAGGAGGAGAGCCUGCGUCAGGAGUACGCCACUACGUCUUCUUCGAUCACGGCCAGCCGUCGCAGCUCCAGCUUCUCACUCCGGUGCAGCGAGAUGGACCUGGACGAGGAAGAGGAGGAUGAGGAGGGCUACAACCAGCUCCCUCCGCCCCAGCCUCGACUGCUCAGGACUGGGUCCAUGCAGUGCGGCAGCCUGUCUCACUCACACACCUUCUCCAGUAUCUCCAGUAUCAGGGAGUGCAGCAGGCGCAGCACCUCCACCCCUCAAUACUCCCUCAGUGGGUUGUCCCAGUACCAGCAGCAAUUCUCUGGACCCUCCAGACUCAUCGUGGACACAUAUGGAUACAGGUCCAGCACAGACAAGUUGCGGAGAAGCAUGCCCAACCUGAUCCGACCUCCCAGCAUGCAUUACGAUCCCAGUGUUGUUCCAAGCCUGGUGUCUCCUGUCAAUCACUCAUCUGGCCCCUCCUCCCUGCCAGUAACCAUGCGGAACAGCCAAAGCUUCGACUCGUCCAAUGGGCUCACACGACUUCAGUCCUCCAUUCCCUCCACCACCCAGCUCAGCCAGCGAUUCCAGAGUGUGGGAAACUUCCACACAACCCCCAGACACCCUGUCAAGGCCACAGCCUAUGUCAGCCCCACGGUCCAACAGGGUCCCUUCUCCUCCUCCAACACCCUCUCUACCUCUACCAUUCUUCACAACAUCCCCAGCAGUGCACCCAAGGCCCUCAAAGUCACCAUCCCCAGUGGUGUCCCCCAGCCCUCCUCCAUCCCCCGUAGUGCCUUACCACGACCCGCCUCUUUCACAGGGACCGGUGGCACCCCCCGCCCCAGCAAGAUUGCCCAGCCCACACACAGUCUAUUGACCCCCCCAAAGAGCCUGGCUGCGCUAAGCGCCCUGAGAGACGGCAGCUGGAAGGAUGGCUGCUACUGAACCCGGGAUGUUGUAUAACACCUCAUCAUUUAUUGGGUUACUGUAAGAUCUCUAUGUUCUGAACCAAGGCCUGAGGCCAUGGAUCAUUCAUAUGGGCCAUAUGAGUCAGCAGCUUGAAGGGAUACAGUGCAUUUACAAAGUAUUCACACCCUUGACCUUCUCCACAUUUUGUUGUGUUACAGCCUGAAUAUAAAAUGGAUUUACAUUUGAUUUAUUUUGUCACUGGCCCAUAAUGUCAAAGUGGAAAUAUGUUUUAACAUUUAUUUUUACAAAUGAAUUAAAAAUGAAAAGCUGAAAUGUCUGAAGCCAAUAACUAUUCAAUCCUUUGUUAUGGCAAGACUAAAUACGUCAUAUGGACUCCCUCUGUCUGCAAUAAUAUUGUUUAACAUUAUUUUUGAAUGACUACCUCAUCUCUGUACCACACACAUUCAAUAAUCUGUAAGGUCCCUCAGUCUAUCAAUGGUGACUUUAAAAGAGUUACUGAGUUAAAUGGCUGUGAUAGGAUAAAACUGAGGAUGGAUAGUCACUCCACAAUACUAACCUAAUUGACAGAGCAAAAAGAAGGAAGCCUGUACAGAAUUAAAACAAUUCCAAAACAUGCAUCCUGUUUGCAACAAAGCACACAAGUAAUACUGCAAAAAAUGUGGCAAAGCAAUUAACUUUUGGUCCUGAAUACAAAGUGUUAUGUUUGGGUCAUAUCCAAUACAACACAUUACUGAGUACCACUCUCCAUAUUUUCAAGCAUAGUGGUGGCUGCAUCAUGUUAUGGGUAUGCUUGUAAUAGUUAAGGACUGGGGAGUUCUUCAGGAUAAAAAAAAAUGGAAUGGAGCUAAGCACAGGCAAAAUCCUAGAGGAAACCCUGUUUCAGUCUGCUCUCCACCAGACACUGCGAGAUGAAUUCACCUUUCAGCAGGACAAUAACCUAAAACACAAGAAGACAGUGAAUUUCCUGAGUGGCCGAGUUACAGUUUUGACUUAAAUCUACCUGAAAAUCUCUGACAAACCAAUUUGACAGAGCUUGAACAAUUGAAAAUAAUAAUAGGCAAAUGUUGCACAAUCCAGGUGUGGAAAGCGCUUAGAGACUUACCCAGAAAGACUCACAGCUGUAAUCACUGCCAAAGAUGCUUCUAUAAAGUGUUGACUCAGGGGUGUAAAUGAGAUAUCUGUAAUGUCUAAAAACAUGUUUUCACUUUGUCAUUAUGGGGUAUUGUGUGUAGUUGGGUAAGGAUAAAAUAUAAACGGUAUGAAUACUUUCGGAAGGCACUUUAAUUUGAGUUUUCCCUGAUGUUCGUAGAGAUUGCAUUCACAGUACACUCAAAAAUGCUAUCUAUAGUAGAACCUGUACCCAUAGAAUAACCCUUUGAAGAACCCUUUUCUUGUUCCAGGUAGAACCCUCUGUGGAAAGGGUUCUACAUGGAACCCAAAUGGGUUCUACCUGGAACCAAAAAGGGUUGUGCUAUGGGGGCAGAGUGUAAACGUAAAUUACCUUUAAAAGUCAAUGUGCUUGUCGAUAAUGCACAUUUCAUUGAAUCCCGGCCUUGGAAUCAUUGUUCUAGAAAACUGAGACUAUUCUUGAGGACUGAGGAGAGAUCGAAACAGCAGAAUCUAAUCUACCUGUUGUGUAAUAGACCGUUCAAGAGGAUAAAAGUGGAAGACACUUUUACAAGAGGGCAAUAUGGUGAUAAUCAAUGUUCUUCAUUGACCAAUGGUAUUUCCUGGUCUGAGUUGGCAGUAUUAGUUGCAAUAGAUAGAGCCAGAAAACUCUCAUUCAUGUGAUUGAAUCCAUCUCCAGCCAAAAUGUCAGCAAGGCCAGUAUUCUUAUUUGGUUUUUAGUCCUGGUCGGAUACAAGCAAGAACUUUGGAACAAACAUUCCUCAGGUGAUAUGAAAAAAUCUUAGAAGGGAUGCCAAAAAGCUAUCCUAUUAUGUGCCAUAGGGUGAUAUUUAUGUGCAGUCCACCAAACAUUGCUCUUCAUAAGCCUUUUGAACAAACUUUGCUCAUCAAAGGCCAUCAAAGACUUUUGGCCAGAAGUGAGAUGUUGUGUGAUCUGCUUUUGGAUUUCCAUGCCAUGUUUGACCAUGGUGAAACUUGAUGCUUCAUAAUGGCUGCCAUAUAAUUAUGGCUGCCAUAUUAGAUUCACAGGAAUAUUGGGUUUGGGGAAAAAUCCCUGGUGGCCUAAAAGCAUAAUUGCAAAAGUAGGGGCUCGAAAAGCAUUAUCUACUGAGAAACCUUUGAUGGGACAAAGUACCAUUGUUUCUGUGACUGGGCCCUGUCUACUAUGUUAGAGUAGACCAGUUUAAGGUAAUACUUAGGGUAAAUUACACAUGUUCUCAAUCAAUUAGCUACACAUUGUAUGUUCUCAGUAGAUAAGGUACAUAAUGUAUACAUAAUCUAAGGUGUGUGUGCAAUUAAGUUUGAUAACAUUGCCCUUUAAAUACGUCUCUAAGGUUAUUAAUGUAGUAGUUCACCAAAAUCUGGCUGGUUUAUGUAAGAAAAAUAACAAAAUAGGGGGUACCAUUCCCACAUUUUUGGGCACCCCUUCUAAUAGAAAUGUAUACAUCCCAAAGAGCAUCUCUACCACAUCUAGACAUUUGUAUCCGAUACGUCACGAUUAAACAAAAACAAAUACUUUGACACUAAGGCCCAAGACUAUUUCUAUGAAAUCAUGGUACUAUAUUGAAUUAGGCACAGUUCGAAAUGUAGUGAGGUGGGGUGGCUGGUACAAAAUAGGUGAGGGUUGUCAAAAAUACUUUUUGUUGCUUUGGGGAGGCUUGUGUGUUUUUUUAUUGGGCACAGGGGAGGGUAGUGCAUUUGUUCCCUGGUUUACAGUCCCCAUUUUGCAGGUUUGACUUUUUCUAUAUACUGUAGCUACAUUUCUUCAUCUGCAUGAGCCUCCCCUAUCAAGGUGUUUUGGUACUUCCCUUAUGCACUAUGCUUUCUGGGCACUUACUAUACCACAGGUCAAUAUACUCUACCUACCCUCUAUCCAUAGUGACAAUAGUGGUUUGUCCAGAUCUGCAAUAGGUUAAUAACCUCUCUAGGAUAUGUGGGACACUAGCGUCCCCCUUGGCCAACAUCCAGUGAGAUUCCAGAGCGCCAAAUUCAAAUACAGAAACACUCAUUAUAAAAAUUCAGAAAAGACACAACUAUUUUACAUAGGUUUAAAGAUUAACUUCUUGUGAAUCCAACCAUGUCAGAUUUCAAAAAUGCUUUACGGCGAAAGCAUACCUUACAAUUAUUUGUGAACAUAGCCCAGCAGACAAAUCAUUACAAACAGUAAACGGCCAAGUAGAAGAGUUACACAAGUCAGAAAUUGAGAUAAAAUGUAUCACUUACCUUUGAUGAUAUUCAUAUGAUUGCACUGAAGACAUGAAGACAUUAAUUUAUUCAAAUGUUCCUUUUGUUCGAUAAAGUCUCUCUUUAUAUCCGAAAACCUCCUUUUGUUUGCGCGUUUUCUUCAGUAAUCCACAGGCUUAAACGCAGUCACAACAGGCAGACAAAAAAAUCCAAAUUGUAUCCGUAAAGUUCAUAGAAACAUGUCAAACGAUGUUUAUACUCAAUCCUCAGGUUGUUUUUAGCCUAAAUAAUCAAUAAUAUUUCAACCGGACAAUAACGUAGUCAAUAUAAAAGGUCAACAACGGCACUCUCUUGGUCGCGCGCAUGAAAAAGCUCUGUGACACUGCAGGGUCCACUCAUUCAGACUGCUCUUACUCCCUCAUUUUUCAGAAUACAAGCCUGAAACCAUUUUUAAAGACUGUUGACAUCUAGUGGAAGGCAUAGGAACUGCAAUUUGAGUCCUAAGUCAAUGGAUACUGUAAUGGCAUUGAAUAGAAAACUAUUAAAAAAAGAAACCCAACUUCCUGAAUGGAUUUUUUUCAGGUUUUCGCCUACCAAAUCAGUUCUGUUAUACUCACAGACAUUAUUUAAACAGUUUUGGAAACGUUAGAGUGUUUUCUAUCCAAAUCUACUAAUUAUAUGCAUAUCCUAUCUUCUGGGCCUGAGUAGAAGACAGUUUAAUUUGGCACGCUUUUCAUCCAAAAUUCCUAAUGCUGCCCCCUUACCCUAGAGAAGAAAACUAGCAAUCAUACACUUAUAAAAUCAUUUAAAUCUGCACCAAUUUUCAAUAUAAAUCCACACGAACAUAGCUAGGCAGUGGAGAUGCCUGGUGCGUCAUUGCGGAUCAGGGCCGUGCAUAGAUCUUUCAGGGGCAGGUGCUCAAAAUAAGCAAAGAGCAACUCCAUUCCCUUUGGGAAAAAAUGCAGUUUCAUCAAAAUUCAUUACACCAAAUGCAUAUGUAGCUAACUGUAUACUUUUUUUUAACAUAGGCCUAUUUAUUUCUGCAAAAAUACAUUCACUCAUCAUCACAAAUUGUAAGGAAGCUACACUAUAUAUACAAAGUUAUGUGGGCACCCCUUCAAAUUAGUGGAUUCGGCUAUUUCAGCCACGCCUGUUGCUUUUAGGUAUAAAAUUGAGCAUAUAGCAAUCUCCAUAGACAAACAUUGGCAGUAGAAUGGCCUUACUGAAGAGCUUAGUGACUUUCAAAGUGGCAUAGUCCUAGGAUGCCACCUUUCCAACAAGUCAGUUCAAAACAUUUCUGCCCAUGAGAAAAAGCUCACUGCCAUUGGACUCUGGAGCAGUGGAGACAUGUUCUAUGGAGAGAUGAAUCACGCACCGCCAUCUGGUAGUCCGACGGACGAAUCUGGGUUUGGCGGAGACCAGAGAACACUACCUGCCCCGAUGCAUAGUGCCAACUGUAAAGUUUGGUGGAGGAGGAAUAAUGGUCUGGGGCUGUUUUUCAUCUUAAUGCUCCAGCAUACAAUGACAUUCUAGACAAUUCUGUGCUUCCAACUUUGUGGCAACAGUUGGGGAAGGCCCUUCCCUGUUCAGCAUGCCAAUGCCCCCGUGCACAAAACGAGGUCCAUACAGAAAUGGCUUGUUGAGAUCUGUGUGGAAGAACUUGACUGGCCUGCACAAAGCCCUGACCUCAACUCCAUCGAACACCUUCAGGAUGAAUUUAUUUAUAGAGCCCUUCGUACAUCAGCUGAUAUCUCAAUGUGCUGUACAGAAACCCAGCCUAAAACCCCAAACAGCAAGCAAUGCAGGUGUUGAAGCACGUUGGCUCGGAAAAACUCCCUAGAAAGGCCAAAACCUAGGAAGAAACCUAGAGAGGAACCAGGCUAUGGGGGUGGCCAGUCCUCUUCUGGCUCUGCCGGGUGGAGAUUAUAACAGAACAUGGCCAAGAUGUUCAAAUGUUCAUAAAUGACCAGCAUGGUCAAAUAUAAUUAUUAUAUAAUUUUGGUCAUGUAGUGUAGUUAUGCUGCCUCCUAAAUAUGUUGACAUAGGGAAAAGAGUGUAGGCUUUCAGCUUAUCAUUUAUGUUUUAUUUAUUUCACCUUUAUUUUGCCAGGUAGGCCAGGUAGGCCAGUUGAGAACAAGUUCUCAUUUACAACUGCGACCUGGCCAAGAAUAAAGUAAAGCAGUUCGACACAUGGAAUAAACAAAACAUACAGUCAAUAAUACAGUUGAAGAAAAUGUAUAUACAGUGUGUGCAAAUGAGGUAAGAAAAGGGAGGUAAGGAAAUAAGUAGGCCAUAGUGGUGAAGUAAUUACAAUAUACCAAUUAGACACUAGAGAGAUUGAUGUGCAGAAGAUGAAUGUGCAAGUAGAGAUGCAGGGGUGCAAAGGAGCUAGAUAAAUAAAUAAAUACAGCAUGGGGAUGAGGUAGUUGGAUGGGCUAUUUACAGAUGGGCUAUGUACAGGUGCAGUGAUCUGUGAGCUGCUCAGACAGCUGGUGCUUAAAGCUAGUGAGGGAGGUAAGAGUCUCCAGCUUCAGUGAUUUUGGCAAUUCAUUCCAGUCAUUGGCAGCAGAGAACUGGAAGGAAAGGUGGCCAAAGGAAGAAUUGGCUUUGGGGGUGACCAGUGAGAUAUACCUGCUGGAGCGCGUGCUAAGUGUGGGUGCUGCUAUGGUGACCAGUGAGCUGAGAUAAGGCGGGGCCUUACCUAUCAGAGACUUGCAGAUGACCUGAAGCCAGUGGGUUUGGCGACGAGCAUGAAGCAAGGGCCAACCAACGAGAACGUACACGUCACAGUGGUGGGUAGUAUAUGGGGCUUUGGUGACAAAACAGAUGGCACUGUGAUAGACUGCAUCCAAUUUGUUGAGUAGAGUGUUGGCGGCUAUUUUGUAAAUGACGUCGAGGAUCGGUAGGAUGGUCAGUACAGGAUGUUGGAUGUUGAUGAUAGUUAUUAGCCAGCUCGAUUUCUUAUACUGAUUGUGAUUUACCUUUCUAUGUCUUUCUGCCUCUCUCUGUUGAGCGUAACAGCCAACCAGACUGAAUAUUGAUGAUAAUGAUAAUCAAGUGUUAUCAAGUGUUAAUAAAAUGUAAUGCUGCUGUAGAAGUACUGUUAAUAUUGUAACUAAGUAGUUAUUGGAAUAAAACCACUCGGCAGGUGACCGCAUUUCUUAAGCCAUGCAUGUAUGGAUACCGGUCGCUCACAAUCUGUGUACUGGGCAGACUAGGAAAAAGGUGGAACCAGGUACCUGGAGCUCCAUACAGGAAUACCUGAUGGUCAAAUGCUGACCCUUCUUCCCCCCGAGCAAGUUUUGAGCUGUUAUCGUGACUGUUGUAUAUGUUCCAUCUCAGGACAAGAAAAAGCUAUUAACAAGCAAGAAAACCUACAUCCAGAGGCUGCUUUUUAAAAUUCUGCAUCACUAAUACACGUGAUGCCCAACUUCCAUCAAUAUGUCUCCAACACCACUAAAGUCCUAGACCACUGUUAUUCUACCCACAAGCAAGCAUACAAGGCUCUCCCUCAUCCGCCAUUCGGCAAAUCAGAUCAUGACUUCCUACUCCUGCUUCCUGUUUACAAGCAGAACAUCAAAUCUGCAAUGAGAUUAUGCUACAGGACUGCUUUGCUAGUGCUGAUUGGAAUAUGUUUAGAGACUUUGCCGAUAGCGUUGGCGAGAUAACCACCUCCGUCACAGGUUUCAUUAGAAAAUUCAUCUUCGACGUUGUCCACACGGUGAGGAUUCCCAAAUCAAAGCCCUGGAUUAACACUGAGGUUGACGCUAUACUAAAGGACAGGGCUACCACACACAGAGCUAUCAUAGACAACCCUGAGGCUACGGCCAAGGACAGGAAUAAGUACAAGAAGUCCCGCUAUGACCUCCGCAGAGUCAUCGAACAAGCAAAAGGACAAUAUAGGAAUAAAGUGGAAUCAUAGGCACAGUCGUGAAGAAGGCGCGAUAGCGCCUCUUCCCCCCAGGAGGUUUGGCAUGGGCCCUCAAAUCCUCAAAAAGUUCUACAGCUGUACCAUUGAGAGCAUCUUGACAGGCUGCAUCACUUCCUAGUAUGGCAAUAGUACCGCCCUCGAUCGCAUGGCGCUACAGAGGGUGUUGAAGACAGCCCAGUACAUCACUGGGGCUGAGCUCCCUGCCAUCCAGGACAUCUAUAUCAGGCGGUGUGGUAGGGAGGCCCGGAAAACCGUGAAAGACUCCAACCACCCAAGCUAUAGACUAUUCUCUCUGCUGUCGAAUGGCAAGCGGUACCGGUGCAUCAAGUUUGACAUCAACAGGCUCUUGAAGAGCUUCGAUACUCAAUCAGUAAGACUGAUAAAUAGCUACAAAGAUUAUAUGAGUUAACCUUGUAUCUUUAUUGAUCUUUUAUUAAAAGGUCUCUCUGCACACUCACAGGGCCCUACACACUCACACACACACACACACACACUCAGAACAUCAUCUGCUCACUCACACAUAAUAUCCACAUACAUUUAUACAAACCCUACACACAAGCACACCCACUCACAUACUGUUACUCUGUUUACCUCAUUUUCUGUCACCAUAGCCCUGUACAUAUCUACCUCCAUCACUCCAGUAUCCCUGCACAUUGUAUACAGUAGAAAUCAGAAGUUUACAUACACCUUAGCCAAAUACAUUUAAACUCAGUUUUUCACAAUUCCUGACAUUAAUCCUAGUAAACAUUCCCUAUCUUAGGUCAGUUAGUGAAAUGUGAAAUGUCAGAAUAAUAGUAGAGAGAAUGAUUUAUUUCAGAUUUUAUUUCUUUCAUCACAUUCCCGGUGGGUCAGAAAUUUCCAUACACUCAAUUAGUAUUUGGUAGCAUUGCCUUUAUAUUGUUUAACUUGGGUCAAACGUUUCGGGUAGCCUUCCACAAGCUUCCCACAAUAAGUUGGGUGAAUUUUGGCACAUUCCUCCUGACAGAGCUGAUGUGACUGAGUCAGGUUUGAAGACCUCCUUGCUCGCACACGAUUUCCAGUUCUGCCCACAAAUGAUUUUCUAUGGGAUUGAUGUCAGGGCUUUGUGAUGGCCACUCCAAUUCCUUGACUUUGUUGUCCUUAAGCCAAUUUGCCACAACUAUGGAUGUAUGCUUGGGGUCAUUGUCCAUUUGGAAGACCCAUUUGCGACCAAGCUUUAACUUCCUGACUGAUGUCUUGAGAUGUUGCUUCAAUAAAUCCACAUAAUUUUCCAAUCUCAUGAUGCCAUGUAUUUUGUGAAGUGCACCAGCCCCCCCUGAGCAAACACCCCCAUAAAAUGCUGCUGGGAUGGGGUUCUUCGGCUUGCAAGCCUCCCCCUUUUUCCUCCAAACAUAACGAUGGUCAUUAUGGCCAAACAGUUCUAUUUUUGUUUCCUCAGACCAGAGGACAUUUCUCCAAAAAGUACGAUCUUUGUCCCCAUGUGCAGUUGCAAACCGUAGUCUAGUUUUGGAGUAGUGGCUCAGUGGCCUUUCUUCCUUGCUCAGCGGCCUUUCUGGUAUGUCAAUAUGGGACUCGUUUUACUGUGAAUAUAGAUACUUUUGUACCCGUUUCCUCCAUCAUCUUCACAAGGUCCUUUGCUGUUGUUCUGGGAUUGAUCUGCACUUUUCGCACCAGAGUACGUUCAUCUCUCGGAGACAGAACGCGUUUCCUUCCUGAGUGGUAUGCCGGCUGCGUGGUCCCAUGGUGUUUGUACUUGCGUACUAUUGUUUGUACAGGUGAACGUGGUACCUACAGGCGUUUGGAAAUCCUCCCAAGGAUGAACCAGACUUGUGGAGGUCUACAAUAUUUUUUCUGAGGUCUUGGCUGAUUUCUUUUGAUUUUCCCUUGAUGUCAAGCAAAGAGGAACUGAGUUUGAAGGUAGGCCUUGAAAUACAUCCACAGGUACACCUCCAAUUGACUCAAAUGUUGUCAAUCAGCCUAUCAGAAUCUUCUAAAGCCAUGACAUCAUUUUCUGGAAUUUUUCAAGUUGUUUAAAAGGUAGUCAACUUAGUGUAUGUAAACUUCUGACCCACUGGAAUUGUGAUACAGUGAAUUAUAAGUGAAAUAAUCUGUCUGUAAACAAUUGUUGGAAAAAUAACUUGUGUCAUGCACAAAAUAGGUGUCCUAAAAGACUUACCAAAACUAUAGUUUGUUAACAAGAAUUUUGUGGAGUGGUUGAAAAACAAGUUUUAAUGACUCCAACCUAAGUGUAAGUAAACUUCAGAUUUCAACUGUAUAUGGUAUUGGAACUGACCUUGUAUAUACUAUGCUUACUUACUUAUUGUGUUAUUCAUAUUUCUUCUUUCUCAUGUGUUUUUUCUAGUAUUACAUUGUUUUUUAAUUUACUAGGCACUAAGUAAGCUAAGAGGUAUGAUUGAGAAUAUGUACAUAAAAGAUGGAUGGUAUAGAGUACAGUGUAUACAUAUGAGGUGAGUAAUGUAGGGUAUGUAAACAUUAUAUAAUGGCUCAGGUGGUUGUUGUACUUGAUCUUUUUGGCCUUCCUGUGACAUCGGGUGGUGUAGGUGUCCAGGAGGACAGGUAGUUUGCCCCCGGAGAUGCGUUGUGCAGACAUCACUACCCUCUGGAGAGCCUUACGGUUGUGGGAGUAGCAGUUGCCGUACCAGGCGGUGAUACAGCCCGACAGGAAGCUCUCGAUUGUGCAUCUGUAAAAGUUUGUGAGUAUUUGUGCUGACAAGCCAAAUUUCUUCAGCAGUCCUGAGGUUGAAGAGGCGCUGCUACGCCUUCUUCACCACGCUGUCUGUGUGGACCAUUUCAGUUUGUCCGUGAUGUGUACGCCGAGGAACUUAAAACUUUCCACCUUCUCCACUACUGUCCCGUCGAUGUGGAUAGGGGGCUGCUCCCUCUGCUUGGAACGCGAAGCGAGGCGGCCAUCUCUGUCGGCGCCAGAAGUUUAUAUUUUAUAUAAUUAUAGCAAUGAAAAUCUAAUUUCCCUCCAGCUGAUCAUUGUCUGUCGCUGGCUCUCAUCAUAGUGUAAUGAGCCAGGCAGGGAGAGUGAGCUCGUCCAUGGCGGUCGGUGAACCCUCAACCUUCUGGCUUGUAGCCCUGCGUGGCAUCAACUGUGCCACAAAACCAUGCUGAAGUGGUCAAGUUGAUAUCCAUGUUUAUAAACACAGGGUUGCUACAGUUAUUAUUUGUGGUGAUCAUUAUUAUUUUGUUUUAUGAAGGAGAAGGGUAGUGCUUUUUUAUGACCCCUCGAGUUCGACCCCCCUCUAGUAAAUUUGGAACUGUUCCUUCCUGUUUAAUAUUGAGGACUUUGAAACAAGUGUCUAAGUAUGGAUUUAUAGGAAUUCAACAUUUGUUUUUUAGUAUUUUAUGCCUAUUAUAGUGUUGGAAUUGUGUUGGAAUUGAUUUCAUGAAAUGUAUUUGUUGUUUUCAGAACUAAUGACACUUUUUUCAAGUACUGUUUUUGAUUCAGACAAAUGCUCAGAAUUCUUUUGGAAAAUAAUGCAAUCAUAAAAGCUCAAAAGUAGCUCUGCACCUAUUUCUCUUUCUUAUCAUUACUGUUUACAGGACAGUUGAUAUUUUUGAGAAACAAUUGUACUGUAAAACACAAUUGCACAUUUCCAUUUUAAAUGUAACAUUUAUUAAACUAGGCAAGUCAGUUAAGAACAAAUUCUUAUUUACAAGGAUGGCCUACCGGGGAACAUUGGGUUAACUGCCUUAUUCAGGGGUAGAACAACAGAUGUUUACCUUGUCAGCUCUGGGAUUCAAUCCAGUAACCUUUUGAUUACUGGCCCAACGCUCUAACCACUAGGCUACCUGCCGUCCCCAUAUAGGGGAGUUGUGACUGUUUUUCUAAAACAUAUGGUAUUGAAAAGGAAUUAAUGCAUUUUCAAUGUAAAU